This is a messenger RNA of Recurvomyces mirabilis, 738 nucleotides long. RefSeq lists its product as uncharacterized. The transcript is spliced from 2 exons. The coding region runs from base 1 to 738 and encodes 245 amino acids. Lineage: Eukaryota; Fungi; Ascomycota; Dothideomycetes; Mycosphaerellales; Teratosphaeriaceae. The record is from RefSeq and is a predicted model, not a curated record.
AUGACUAAAAGGGGCAAGAAGAACGCAAUAGAGGUAGCCGAUGAGGACCUGAGCAUGCAGGAUCGAAUUCUCUCCCACAUCAAGGGCUCGCGUGCUUCUACCACCAAGAAGCCACCGUACACCGAAGAACAACUCAUCGCCAUGGCUUUGACCAUGUUUGCAGCGGAUGAAGUCGAGAUCUCGCUGGCUUCGGAGAUCAGCGACUGGAUUUGCGACACCUUCAGUUACUACAAUGCGCAUUACCACUCGACGUCUGCUCCAACAGCCAUGGUGCUGUACUCGGUACUUGAGAAGCGGGAUGAUAAUGCAACGUUCCCGUUCCUCGACCUGCCGCCUGAGAUCAGAAACAGGAUCUACGAUGUGGUCUUCCGCUUCCUCAAAUCGGGUGUUUGCUUGGACACGGGAAGCGCAAAGAACGGCGCCCGAGUCCUCUCCAAAUCCCUCAACAACACGGACGUCUCCUGGCGUGACAGAAGCGGGCAGUUCCGGACCCAAUCUAUCCGUAAGAUCCUCUCACCACUGGCUACUUCCAAGCAGUUCCGCCAGGAAGCUCUGCCCUACUUCUACCAGGUCAACACUUUCGUCUUCCUGGACCAAGGAGAUAUGAAUGUCACUCUUCGGCGUCUACCAAAAGCUCAUAUCCCCUUCCUGCGCAGCAUCAAGUUCACUUACCUCGCUGGUGGAGCAUGUAAGCACGCCUUCUCCAUCCUGUCGAAGAUGACGGCGCUGAAGCAGUAA